AUGGUGUUAGGGGUCCGGGUCCACGGCCCAGAUGUGGUGAAUGCGGAGGUGAAGCUGGAUGAGACCUUUCGGCCCGUGCCGAUUCCAGCAAAGCUGGGGAUCCCCGUGCUCUUCAAGGCCCAGCCGGGCACUGGUGGGGACGACUCCCACAUCCGCAGCAGCGCCAUCGUGCGGUUCAUGGCGGACACCGACGGCCUGGCGCCCAUGGAGUGGCAGUACGGGGGCGACCGAGGGCCCGCCCCCCCAGUGGUGCUGGCGCGGAAGGACCGGCUGCCGCUCUCCAGCCAGGACUUCCGCCUCAUCUGCAAGUACAUGAGCUACUGGAUGGAGGAAGCCGAGGAGGCAGAGGAGCACAUGACGGAGGUGUCCAACCGCAUCUUAGAGCCCAACGCCUUCCAGGCGUACGUGCGCGAACAUGCGGAGGACCGGAGUGCUCAGGAGCAUCCUUUGGCCUUCCUCUCGUUGCAGUUCCCGCUGCGGAGCACAGUUUUAGCCGAUGGGCUGGAGGCUUCAGAUUUGAACGGGCAGCAGGGCGAGGUGGUGGACUUCACGCGGGACCGGGUGGGGGUGGAGUUCCCCGAUGCCAAGCGCUGCGCCCUGCGGCCCUGCAAGCUGAAGCUGCAGCGGGAGCCGCCGAGCGAGCGGGAGCCCAAGGCCAAGCGUCCGGCGCUGGACAAAGAGGAGCGGAAGAAGGAACUGGAGAGACAGGAGGCGCUGCAGAUCGCGAAGCGAUUCCACGAAUGCCUCUUUGAGGACACCUUCCCGGAGAUGGGGGAUCUGCAUUUGUUCGGGGUGGGUUGCGAUUACAAGGCCAGGGCCACCGAGGUGCUUGCGGUUUGGCAGGGCUUGGUGAAGCACAUGGAUUUCACCGCCGAGCAGAUCGCGGAGGCCCUGAUCCAGGGCAACAUGAAGGAGCGCUUCACCGAGUGGACGCAGAAGUUGGCGGAGUCUCGUACACCCAACUCCACCUAUGCCACAAACCUGAUCGCUGCACAUUUUGCGGCAACAGAGUGGGAUGAGCUUUGA
Effrenium voratum is the source of this 1026-nucleotide messenger RNA. The record is from the annotation of a GenBank genome assembly. Lineage: Eukaryota; Dinophyceae; Suessiales; Symbiodiniaceae.